Messenger RNA from Erythranthe guttata (spotted monkey flower), 1263 nucleotides. NCBI's taxonomy places the organism in Eukaryota, Viridiplantae, Streptophyta, Magnoliopsida, Lamiales, Phrymaceae. The record is from RefSeq and is a predicted model, not a curated record.
CUAAAUUUCAAGGGUAAAAAAUAGAAUUAUACCCAAAAUCAGUGUAAAGGGGCUUCAUAUUACUCACGGGCGGGCCCACACGAAAAGAACUAACUACGAUGAACAAAGCCGUUAAUACUUAAUACAUAAGAAUUAAGAACCAUAAUUCGACUGAAAUUUUUCAAAUCCGAAACAAGCCCGCCAAUUUCAAAUAAAAAAAAUGCUUUCAAAAACUGUGGAGGCAUCAUUUCCUUCAAACCUCGAACGCACCGUCGCCUCCGCCCUGCUCCUCCUAUCAUCUUCUCCUUCCAAAGUGAGAAGCGAUGAUAGCUGCAGUCCGGAAAGCCUCGAGAGUUCUGGAUUUUCCGUUUCGAAAUCGAGCGGCGGAUCGUCGAUCGCGGAGGUGACUAUUGAUGAUGAAUCGCCGUGCGCUAAGCAGCUGACGGUGGUCGCGUUUGUUCCUGAAUUUCACGAGCUGAAGCUCAAGAUAGUGCGAAAGAAACGCUCGAAAAGUAUCUGGAUCUCGAGUAGCAAGAAACCGAAAACCAGCAAGCCAGAACCCACUACUUCCGCUCUAUCAUCUUCAUCAUCCGACAGUGUUUCGGAAAUAACCACCACAGGGGCUUCGUCUUGCUUGUCCAGCAGCUCCAGUGCCCAAAGCUACAGCAGUGAAACCAGUGCUGCAGAUAAGCUGAGUAAGGCAGCCAUACCUGGUCACAUGGGCCACAGAGCUACAGCCAUUCUCAAAAUUCUAUCUAAUGGAACCGCUUCCGAAGUGAAGAUUCGUCACUUGCUCGGUGACAGCCCUUCCACUAGCAAAGCCUUGAGAAUGUUGCUAAAGUCGCAUGAGGUGAAGAGAUUCGGUGCUGGAGGGCGUACCGAUCCUUAUAUUUACAUGGUAAUAAUGCUAAACCAUAAAUUUGAUUCACCGAGCAUGAUACGAACAUUACACAGACCUGCAAAUUGUAAUAUGGCUCUGAAGUCUAUAUUCAUAUUAUGAAGUACUUGUGAGCUGAUAUAAGUAAUGAUUUGAUUUGCCUUGUUUUGAUUUUGCAGAGAGCAUCUUAACUUACACGUACCGAGUUAUAUGUUCAGUCCCAGGAUAAGGAGAAGGGAACCACUUGGGUCGGAUUAUUAUUACCAAAAGGUUAGUGCAUAAAAUACGAAUAUUUCCAUAUAUAGUUAUACAUGUAUAUCAUUCUUGUGAUGGUGUUAUAUAUCGAAGUAAAUAAUUUGUAGUCGGGACAUUUUUCUUUACUCGUAACGGUGGACUUGAAAUUCUGA